ACCAUCACUCACUCCUAGACGGACAGCGCAGAGACCAACAGCAAGAUGAAGCACCUGCUGUUUUUUGGGAUUGCGUUGGCUGUGUUCCACAUGAGCCAGUCAGUUCCAGAUUUCUGUCUCCUUAAAGAAGAUGAAGGCACGGGGCCAAGUUUUAUCUUCGCUUUGUAUUAUGAUGCUGCCAACAGUCGGUGCAGUCCUUUCCUGUACAAGGGCCAAGGAGGAAAUGAGAACCGCUUUGUAAAUGAGAGAGAAUGCAUAAGAAACUGUUCUGCUGAUGCAGAGACGCUCUACCCUAUGGAUGCUUCUGAGGCUUGCCACUUCAAGAAGUUGGCAGGUGGUUGCAGUGGUCAGCAUUUGAGAUACUACUAUGAUUCUGUUCAUGGAAAGUGCAAAAAAUUCCUCUGGACUGGAUGCUUCGGAAACGGAAACCGGUUUCUCGACUCUAACAGCUGCAACACCACCUGUGCCGGAAUCCUCGAUGAAGGGGAUGACAUGGAAGAGGAUGAGCCUGACACUCCCAUUGCAAUUAUCUGUGGAGUUUUGCUCGCUGUCAUUAUUGUUGGUAUCUUCACAACAGUGAUCGUCUUGACCGUCCAGUCGAAGAAGAAGGACUCCAAGAAGAAGUCAGGAGGAAAAAGCCAAGAGCCCCAGACUGAAACUCCUCUUCAGGAUCAGAGGAUCGAAAUGUCAUAGAAGAGUGUAUCAUCUUGAUCUCAUCACGUGGAGUUUUUACCACUUUACUUUUGUAUUAUAACUCUUGUAGUUUUGAUAAAGAAAAUUUCAAAUGAUUAUAACAUUGAAGUUCGGCUUAAAUUUUGUACUGACAUUCAAAGGAGGGAUUUUGGUUCAACUUUGUUUUGUUUUUCAGCCUCACAACAUGUUCAAGGUGAAGUUGUAAAAAAAAAAAAAAAAAAAAAGAGCUGAAAGAAUAAAAUUAAUUUUGUUAAAGGAAUAACCAACUUAAGUUUCUUUCUUUUUUUUUCACCAAAUAUUUAGGUGGGAGCCCUCACUACUUUUAUUUGUCUUGUGUGAUUAUAGUCAAGUCAACUUUAUUUAUAAAAAACCACCAAGGUUGACCAAAGUGCUUUACAGAGUAAAAAGUUAUAAAUAUAUGUCAUGUAUCAUGUUUAGGAGUACUCCACAUAAAGUGGCUUUGGACUGUUGGAUAGAUAUAGAACUAGCAAUAUGGAUCCAGGAAAUGAUGACAGACCUUUAGAAUUACUUUUCCGACCAGACGUGUCAACAAUUAAUCCAGGAAAAGGAUGAUGCAUUUAUCAAUAAUUGAAUUGAUUGUUUAUCGCAAGUUUAAUAGAAGCAGACCAAUCCGAAAAUAGGAACAUGUUUUUGACUAACAUUCAAGCUAAACAGACGCAGAACUACAUCAUUUCCUCGUCUGAGUGUGCACUUUUACCUGUAAUGCUUUUAGCUAUGUGAUCGCAUGGUCAUUUCACUGUUUACAAAAUAUAACUGCAUCAUCACCUGGCUAAACAUCUUCCUGAAAAACUGUCUGAAGUCAUCUGAAGACACUGACAUUGAGAAUCCAACACAUAUAUUUAGAGCUGUUUUUGUAAAGUGCUGCCCAGUGAGUGCCCUCUCUCUGUUAUUAUAUUUCCCUCCUCAGCGUUUGUGAAUCUCUUGUUGUAAGCUGUUAAGACGUCAGCAUGAAAGAGUCAAAAACCCUUUCCAAUUUCCUGACAUUUAUCUUUGGAUGUAUGUAAUCUUGUGCUCAAGCUUUGUGUUUUGGAUAUAAAAAUGGUAACUUUUCAAAGAUUGACUGUAGAUUGUCCAACUAUUAAAAACAUGCCAUGUGUUUUUGUGCUGGUAUGAGACAAACCGUUGUUUAACCAAA
This is a messenger RNA of Labrus bergylta (ballan wrasse), 1849 nucleotides long. RefSeq names its product BPTI/Kunitz domain-containing protein. Lineage: Eukaryota; Metazoa; Chordata; Actinopteri; Labriformes; Labridae. The record is from RefSeq and is a predicted model, not a curated record. Gene Ontology annotation, molecular function: serine-type endopeptidase inhibitor activity.